UGCUAUCCGGUCGAAAUGUCCGGUUCGUUCUUGGCCGCUGUCGUCGGGAUUGUCGCCGGAGCCAUUCUGUGCGUGGUGCUGAUCGUGGGCGUCAUGGCCAUACUGAGACGUCGCCAAAAGCGGAAAAAGUAUCGCGAAUCAUUCAUCGAUGAAAACAUCGACCGGCUCGAGUUCCUGCGCCAGCUGGACGAGCUGCGACCCCAGGCGGAAUACUUUCUGCAGAUGCUGAACGACACUAGGCGACAGAUACGCAAACUGCAUCUGGCCGGCGAUAGUGCCGGUGCGGCUACGUACCAUCCGGUGGUGCGCGAUCUGGCCAAGAUACUGAUUCUGCUGAACAAACCGAUCGAACUGAUCAAUGCGCCACCGCACGAUUGGCAACGGCUGUACGUGUGGGCUGAACGAGUGCUGGACCGUUACAAGCCGGAGUUGGCACAGCUGAUCGAGUUCCUGCAGCAACCGUCGUCGGCGUCCGAUCCGCGGCUCGGUUCGUCGGACCAUUCCACCUUCAAGGCGGGCUACGAUCAGCACGGGCCAGGGCCGACGGACCUAUCGCCCAGCUUGAGCCAGAAGAACGAGCGCAAUCUGCUGCAGCCGGAAUUGAUUCAGCUGCAGAAGCAUCGAACCCUGCCGACGAUGCAGACUACGCACCAUUUCCUGGGUUCGCUGAUCAGUUUGCACGAGUUCGACGAACGAUCGUCGCACACGACGGACACCAGCUCCAACCACCACUCGACGACGGGCGUGGUCAGCGGGAGUGGUGUGGGUGGAGGUGGUGGGGCCGGUGGCAACAAUCCGUUCGACGAUACGUUCGAUCACGUCCGAACGUACCUGUCGACGUCCGGCAUGAACGAUAGCUCGCUCUGGCUGCAGGACGAGUUCUUCAAGCUGGGCUUCCGGCCACAGGAUGAAAUCACGACGGAGCUGUGAGAUCAUCGAGCGCCGGCCCCUUAUCGUCACCAUUCCAGUGCAAAUUGAAACGAGCAAAGAUACGGGAAGCAAUAUGUAUAUAGGCAAUAAACGCCGCCCUGGAAGGUGCUAUCGAUCGAUCGAUCAUCCGUCGACAGGAUCACGGAACCGCACACGCACACACACACACAAACAUACAAAACACGCGCACAGCAUCCGCGGCUUGGGGCGUGCACUAGUCAGUUACGAGCGGUGCUGGAUCACUAACGAUGGUCUCGAUUGUUUGCGGCAAGAUUUGGAAACAGAUCGGACGAACGAAUGGCUUCGUUGCAUGGGACAAUUAGUUUGUAAUCAGAAUAAGAAUUUACUUAGAGUAAGUGCGAACUAACACACGGAAGAAAGGGACGGAAUCGUUCAACAAGUAGCUUGAACAAGCAAUGAGAAAAUACGUUGUAAAACUAUUUAUGGAAACGUACACUACACGAGAUACCAAUGGUUUUGAUGGAUAAGAAACAAGGAAUUAUUAAACAGGUUUCCGUUUUCUCAAGCAAUGUAUGUACUAAUUUAUCUGGGACCGAAUGCGGUGCAUUGACGGUGGUCCACGUUGAACAAAGUACGACUUUAAACGAAAAAAAAAAAUACAUUUUCGUUUACAAUUACUACCCACACGGAUGGGUUAUAGUGCGAUGAAGCUAUUAUUAUCAUAUUACGAACGAAUUAAGUGAAUAAAAAGCUUGUACAGCAGAGAAACGUGUUGAAAGAAUAAAUGUAGCUUUUGUUAAGAAGAUUAAAAAAGAGAUGAUUUUAA
This is a messenger RNA of Anopheles stephensi (Asian malaria mosquito), 1717 nucleotides long. RefSeq lists its product as uncharacterized. Bases 16 to 930 code for a protein of 304 amino acids. The transcript has a single exon. NCBI's taxonomy places the organism in Eukaryota, Metazoa, Arthropoda, Insecta, Diptera, Culicidae. The record is from RefSeq and is a predicted model, not a curated record.